AGACAUAUAAAAUAUAAUACGGUGAUAUAGCUACAUCUUAUGCUAGAUUAGAUCAAAUCUUAAGUAAUAGGGAAGAGUAGAUAGAUCUAGUAGAGAAUGAACGAAGAGCAGUUGAGAAAUGAAUUGCAAAAUAAAGAGAAAGAAAUUCAAAGACUGAAAAAACUACUGGAUGAAAGUGCCAAGCUUCUUACUGUACCAGAAAAUGAUUUACAGAAACAGAAAGAAAAAUCAGAAACCCUUUCAAAGGAGGAUAUUUCUCGAUACAGCAGGCAGCUAAUUCUACAUGACUUUGGUGUGAAAGGUCAAAUUGCUGUCAAGAACACUAAUGUAUUGAUUGUUGGUGCUGGAGGUCUUGGCUGUCCUGCAGCCAUAUAUUUAGCUGCUGCUGGGAUAGGCAGGUUAGGUGUGAUAGACUAUGAUGAGGUGGAACUUAGUAAUCUACAUCGCCAGAUACUGCACACAGUUGAUAGAGUUGGUUUAUCCAAGUCUGUCUCUGUUGUACAUUCCUGCUGCAGGUUAAAUCCAUCAACUGAAUAUGUUCCUUACCAUUUACAGCUUGAUAGCAGUAAUGCUUUAAGGAUUAUUGAAAGUUACGACAUUAUUUUGGAUGCUACUGACAAUGUAGCAACUCGGUAUCUCCUAAACGAUGCCUGUGUUCUUGCUGGAAAACCCCUAGUGUCAGGAAGUGCACUUAGAUUUGAAGGACAACUGACAGUCUAUCACCAUGAUGGUGGACCUUGCUAUAGAUGUCUAUAUCCUCAACCACCACCUAGUGAAGCUGUGACUAACUGUUCAGAGGGAGGUGUCCUAGGAGUAGUUCCAGGUAUUAUCGGAUCAUUACAAGCUUUAGAGGCUAUAAAAAUAGCCACUGGGAUUGGCACUUCAUUUUCACAAAAACUCUUAAUGUUUGAUGCACUGGAUGGAACAUUUCGAACUGUCAAACUUAGACCACGAUGUAAAAGCUGUUUAGUCUGUGGCGAGAACCCAACAAUAUCUCAGCUUAUUGACUAUGAACAAUUUUGUGGGGCAAAGGCAACAGACAAGGAUCAUAAGCUUCAUAUUCUUGAAAGAAGUCAAAGAAUCAGUGCCAAGGAAUAUUCAGAGAUGGUAAACAAUAAAAAACCUCAUGUCCUUGUUGAUGUUAGACCAGCCAUAGAACUGGACAUAUGUCAGUUACCUCAUCCUAUGAUCAAUAUUCCAUUCACAUCAUUAUCGAGGAAUAUUACUGAAGUAAAAGAUCAGCUGCUGCUUAAAUUGAAAGAAUUGUCUUCUGACGACUUUCACAAUUACACAGUUCCUGUAGUUUGUGUUUGUCGCAGGGGUAAUGACUCCCAGCUAGCUGUACAGCAGUUGAUGAAAAUUUUGGCAGAUGAUAAAGUUAAAGUCAUUGAUAUCAAAGGUGGUCUUCAUAGCUGGAGCAAACAUGUUGAUUCCAAUUUUCCCAUUUAUUGAUUCUUCUAUACAUGCCUAGUUCAUAUGUAAAAAAGAAUAGUUUAAUAAUAAAAAUCUGAAU
Biomphalaria glabrata is the source of this 1513-nucleotide messenger RNA. Its product is annotated as adenylyltransferase and sulfurtransferase MOCS3-like. The transcript has 12 exons. Gene Ontology annotation, biological process: tRNA wobble position uridine thiolation; protein urmylation. Lineage: Eukaryota; Metazoa; Mollusca; Gastropoda; Planorbidae. Bases 97 to 1452 code for a protein of 451 amino acids. Gene Ontology annotation, cellular component: cytoplasm; cytosol. The record is from RefSeq and is a predicted model, not a curated record. Gene Ontology annotation, molecular function: adenylyltransferase activity; URM1 activating enzyme activity; thiosulfate-cyanide sulfurtransferase activity.